Molecule: messenger RNA, 1449 nt
Organism: Salpingoeca rosetta
Lineage: Eukaryota; Choanoflagellata; Craspedida; Salpingoecidae
Exons: 2
Coding region: 1-1449 (482 amino acids)
Source: RefSeq, a predicted model, not a curated record
AUGUUGAUGGCCACCAGCACGCUGCCAACCACAAGCCACGCAGAACAACCCCUCCUCUUCAUCGUCGUCGUUGGCUUCCACACACUUCGUUUCUCCUUGAAGAUGAAGGUGUCUGUUGUCCUGGCCCUAGUGCUUGGGGCAUCGCUGGCCGUGGUGUCCAGCGGCCUGAACCUGGACCGCUGCACGGACAUGCUGAUGGAUGGCCAGCUGCCCACUGCUGCCCAGUACGUCAACGCAACGCACGCCCUCGAGGUCGUGCCGUUCCACAACAUUGCCCACGUCCACCCCAAGAUUCUCAAGUCCCUGGAGCACACGGUGCUGUACAUGUGUGCCGCUGACGAUGCCGCCUCCAGCGGCGACGUGGAGCACAUUGACAUUGUGCGCCUGGAGAAGGCCGUCCUCAACCGCACCAUCCAGAUCACCACUGCCGUGUCCACCACGCGCCAGCGCUCUGCGCACGACGACACCUUCUUCCGUGGCCUGCUCAACGCGCUCGCGGAUGGGCAGACGGACGUGAACAGCAUCAUCAAUGAGGUGACCGGUGGCUGGUGGAACUGCGUGCGCAACGCCGUGUCCACGGCCCGUGACCUCUACCGCCUCUUCACCGCCGGCGCCGGCACCAUGCUCGACGUCAUCCACAACCUGGCCAGCACCAUUGUCAACUGCAUCUCCGCGGCCACCAACAACUCCCCGAUUGGCUGGGUCCGCCGCGUGUGGCAGGCCGCCCGCCUUGUCCUUCGCGCGUCCUCCAUUGCCCGCAACUGCGGCGGCCUGUGGAACACGUACCGCCAGCACGGCUUCAACAGCUUCGAGAUGGGCCAGGGCGUUGGCCGCUGCAUCAACACGCUGUCCCGCCGCCGCCGCGAGAUUGCCGCCCAGCCACCCGCCUCCUGGCACUGCGACCCGGCCUUCUACGGCUCCCACGACGGCUGCGACGUCGGCUGCGGCGCCUUUGAUCCCGACUGCAGCGACGCCGCCGAGGACAUCCACUACGACCUCGACCAGCACAUCGACUACGUGCCUUCCAACAUCACCUGGGAGUGCCCCGCCACCUUCUACAACGGCAGCGACGGCUGCGACCUCGGCUGCGGCGCCUGGGAUCCCGACUGCGGCCCGGAGGGCUCCCAGAUUGACCCGUCCACUGCCCAGGAGUGGCAGCCGCGUUUCGCCAUGGCCGUUGCUGCGGAGAACACCUACACCGCCGUGCUGGAGGAGGGCUCCAAGGACGCAUCGGGCGCCUCCAGCCACGACGGCCACGUCCUCAGCACCACCAGCAUCGGCCUCAUUGUUGCCGGCACCGCGCUCGUGACCAUGUGCGUGUGCGUCGCCGUGUUUGUUGGCAUGUCGCGCCGCGAGCGUGCCAAGCGCGGCCGCCUUGCCCAGAAGCUGGUCAACGACGACGGCGAUGCUGCCGCCGCCACCAACGACGAAGCGUACAGCCUCCACUAA